Molecule: messenger RNA, 967 nt
Organism: Nerophis lumbriciformis (worm pipefish)
Lineage: Eukaryota; Metazoa; Chordata; Actinopteri; Syngnathiformes; Syngnathidae
Gene: ubl3a
Product: ubiquitin-like 3a
Molecular function (GO): protein binding
Source: RefSeq, a predicted model, not a curated record
GGGCGGAUGUCGUGAGUGUCGCGGGGGUUGUCGUUCCAUGGCGACGGCGGAUGACAGCUGAAGGUUCGCAAAGGUUCCAUGACGACCGAGCCAGCUUCGGCCUCGUAAGUCCUUUAGCUCGUCUCCUUCGUCUGGUGACACCUUCUAGCCGGGAAUAGACGCGCUCUGCUGGGCGCAGCAGUGCGGACGUGCGUGGUGUUCUUGUUCCGCAUGGCGUAGCCUCCUUUCGUCUAGAACCUUCUUCAUGGUUCCUUCUUCUAGAACCUUCUUCAUGGUUCCUUGUUCCGUGUAGAACCUCCUUCAUGGUUCCCUGCCCACACAACCAGCGGAACGUUGCGGACUAGCGGCGGACAUGUCGGCCCAGUAGCGAGCGAGUGUGGCGGCCUCGGCGUGGCGGACCUGCGACUUGGGACUUUUCUUCGAGUUGAAAACAAAAAGAGGCGUAUUUGUGCUCACCUUCGGGACGUGACGACCGGAAGGACGUUGGUGUUGUCGCCAGGACACCUGCGGGAAGAUGACGUCCUGCACCCCCGCAGACAUGAUCAACCUGCGACUCAUCUUAGUCAGCGGGAAGACCAAAGAGUUCCUUUUUUCUCCCAGCGAUUCGGCGGCAGACAUCGCCAAGCAGGUUUAUGACGACUGGCCAAUGGACUGGGAGGAGGAACAAGUCAGCAGUCCUAACAUCCUGAGGCUCAUCUACCAGGGACGCUUCCUGCACGGCAACGUCACGCUAGGAGCACUGAAGUUGCCUCUGGGUAAAACCAGCGUCAUGCAUUUAGUGGCCAGAGAGACGCUGCCUGAGCCCAACUCCCAAGGUCAGAGGAACAGGGAGAAGACUGGAGAGAGUAACUGCUGUGUCAUCCUGUAAAUAAACACCUUUUAGCCCCGCCCCCUCAUACUUCCUGCCCCCCCCACCGGCCAUUCAUGCUUGGAAAGACAGUGAGCUUGUCCACAUACAUACAUACAC